Molecule: messenger RNA, 3986 nt
Organism: Aspergillus calidoustus
Lineage: Eukaryota; Fungi; Ascomycota; Eurotiomycetes; Eurotiales; Aspergillaceae
Source: the annotation of a GenBank genome assembly
UGGGCAACUGCCGUGAGAAAUAAGAUUGGCGGUUUAUCUAGACUUCCGACUCGUUCUAACUGCCCACCAGUCGUCGUUUUGCCAUAGUCAUACUGUAUUACUCCCCCUGAGGUGCCAGUCGGCUUGCUGACCACCACAUCCCCUAGCCGAAUAUCGACAUCCGGGGUUGGAGCCCCGCCUCCAAUGCCGACCAUCAGCGCUGACUGGAUUUGGGGGAAGGUAAAACGCAUCUGCACAACACUCGCAGUAGCUGAGAUGACUCCGUAUAUCCCAGUUGGAAGGCAGGCGAUCGCAACGUUAUGGUUGCCAAUCCUCCCUAGCGUAUAGGUAUUGCUGUCAUUCGGUGACUGUGGCAGGGGCUGGUGAACUUCUUCAAGCAUCACCGAGGCGGCUGCCAUUUCCAAGGGCAGCGCGCAAACCCAUCCCAUAAGAUAGUCACUGUGUGACAGCCUCGUGCUCCAAGACAUCACGUAGUUGGACACCAGUUUCCUAGUCCUGGCUAGGGGUGCGCAUGGCUUGGCUUCACGGUGUGAAUAUCGAAGAAACAGUUGUAGAGUUGGAAUACAGAACCUGAACCUCAAGUUGAAGACAUUUUGAUAUGGAGAAGACGGUGAAAGUGAUGGGAUCCUUCUGUGGGUGUCGUGGCUGAGAAAUAAAAGGCAAGCACUGCCUCGUGUUACCUCUCAGCCCCAACACUGAACCCCCGCGGCGUCUGACCACAUGAUCGGACUAAGAGCUUCCUCUCAUCUCAGAACUCUUGUGUUAAGCCCUUUUCCAUCCCAAGGGUCUCCCAGAGCCAUGCAUCCCGAGCACCGUCAUAAUUGACGAGCCUCGGGCUUCUCGGCCUUUGUCAUGUUCUCGCGUUUCCCUUCGCCUUGCCUGCCUCGCCUGCCAGAUGAGCCCACGCAGAAACGCCAAAAACUCUUCCAUCCAGUGACUGAAUCAGCUGUCAUUCCCAGCGAUCAGAACGACUACUUCGAUCUCCAGGUCGAUUCCGUCGAUGGCUCGAUAAAAAAUGAAUCCCUUUCUGCCGAGUCCGCUGCGAUUUCACCUUGGUCGCUUUCCACAACGGUCGAGAAUUUCUCUCGGAUUAGUUCGUCAAAUUCGUCGGUCGGCCAGAGCACGCCAGUCUUUUCCGACUGUUGCACAGAACAAGCCGGCGAUAACGAUUCCAUAUCGGCCUGUUUAAAUGGCCCAAAAUCAAACGGACAUGACUUGGAGCUUCCAAGCGCCUCUGGGGAAAGCACAAAGCAGGGUGGAUUAGUAUGCUUUGGGGCGGUGCUUGAUCUCCCCUUUGUCCCGUCCCCCUCCGCUCCACCCGCUCCCACCGAUCUCCCCACUACCCGCCUUGCCUACAACCCAUCCAACGCCCUUCUCUCCGAAGCCACAACCGAGCAGCCUGUGGGGUCAGUGGCGAAUCCAGAAACCCAACAAUUCCUCUCCAUUCUCGCCCAAGAAGAAGGCAUUGAGCUUCAGAUCCAGUUACGUCGCGAAAAACGUGCCAAGAAGGCGUACGGCAAUAAGGGGAAAGGAGGUGUCUCGCUCAGCUUAAGGCUGAAUGUUAUCGUGUACGGCCCCGUCGAUCUUUUCGACGAUAUCGGAGACUUUAUUCAGGAAAACGGCCAUUACCUCCAGGAACCGAGCCACUGCGACCGCAAUGUACCCUACCGUAACCCGCAUUGUAUGUCGGGUGAAGACGAUGAAGUGCCCUUCACAUUUGAUCUUGGAAAGCAGGAAGAUGACUUUGUCCCGGCCAAAGUACCUAAUCUUUUGUUCUGUUUGGAAACUUGUGAAGUACUCCCAGAAGACCACGAUCCUCCGGGCUUGACAACUUCACUUUACGGUCAUCAGAAGCAGGCACUCACGUUCAUGAAGCGGCGAGAGAACGGAUGGUCGCUCCAGAAUCCGGGGUCCGACUUGUGGAGCGCGGAGAUAACGUCCACAGGAGAAAGAAACUACAUCAAUAACAUAACCGGAGACCUGGCUCACCACCCACCUCCCGUCUUUCGAGGAGGUAUACUUGCGGAUGACAUGGGUCUCGGCAAAACGCUUACCAUUAUCGCAUUGGUUGCGUCCGGAUAUCCACAGUCCCCAGACGUCAUGCGGUGGGCCCAGGAGAAGGAAACAGCAUUUCGCCAGGUACCUAAAGAACGCGUAGGCCUAUUCCAGCCACUUGGAGGCGACAAGCAACUCGAAUACGCGCCGUCGACUCUUCUUGUCGUCCCCUCGUCUGUUCUUCAGCAAUGGGAAACUCAACUCAAUCAGCAUCUGCAAAGAAACGGUUCAGUACGCUGGACCUUUCACCAUGGAUCAUCGAAGAUCAAGGCACGAGAACAGAUCAAAGACUAUGCGAUUGUGGCAACCACCUUUCCGACAUUGGUAUCGGAGUACCAAAAAGCCGAGAGUCCACUUUUCACUACAUUCUGGCGCCGAAUAGUGCUGGACGAGGCGCACUGCAUCCGGAAUAGGCAUACCGUUACCGCCAGAGCUAUAUUUGACCUAGAAGGACAUUCGCGGUGGGCAGUGACUGGCACUCCAAUUCAAAACCGCGUAUCCGACUUCGCCAGCCUUCUACAAUUUCUCAGGGUACAUCCCUACUGCGAUCGGAAGGUCUUCGCCGAAGACAUUGUCAAUGUUUGGCGAUCGGAAGAUGAAAACCUUGCCCUAGACCGUCUAAAGCGCCUUUUCAAGUACAUCAGUAUCCGACGUUCGAAGACAAUCUUAGACCUUCCCAAAAGGACGGAUCUUGUGCGCUACCUCCAGUUUGACGAUGACGAGUGGGCUGCCUACAAGGCCCUUGAGAAUCCGAUUGUCACAAUGAUCGACGGGGAGCUGCAGAGCGACAACCAACGCGCAAAUCAGUACAUGGAGGCUCUAGCGAAGAUCAGUCUACUGCGGAGGUUUUGCAAUUUUGGUCCCACCCUACCAGAGUUUGAAGUCUCUGACAGCUGUGCCAGCUCUCCCGCUCGGAGCCAAGGACUCUAUGUACAAGAUCUCCUUGAUGAUCUUUUGAGCUCUGGACAAGGCCUUUGUUCAAACUGCAACAGUGCAAUCAAUGCCAUGCAAAUUGAUAUGGCAGGGGCCAUCGCCUACUGGACUCAGUGCUCCAGUCUUAUUUGUUGUGCGUGCUACCGUCCGACCAUGAAUGGACGUGACUCGAAAAUUCAGUCCAAUAUGUGCGUUGGUCACAUACCCUGCGACAUAAUACCGGUGCCACCUCCAGGUGGGCUAUCCUACAGAACGUCCGUUCCAUUUCUACAAAUGCCGACCAAGGUGAGGUCUCUUCAAGAGGAGCUACUUCGACACGGAGAUGAGAAAAGCGUGGUUUUCUCGUCCUGGACCACAACCUUUGACAUGAUUCAGUCCAUGCUCGACGCUUCACAGAUCUCAUAUGUUCGUAUUGACGGCAAGGUGUCACAAAGAAACCGGGCAUCAGCACUGUCGAGGUUUCAGACAGACUCUUCAAUUCAGGUGAUGCUUCUUUCGAUAUUCUGCGGGGCGGAAGGCUUGAACAUUACCGCCGCCUCCCGAGUGUACCUCAUGGAGCCUCAGUGGAAUCCGAACAUAGAAUCACAGGCCCUGGCACGAGUGCACCGUCUCGGACAGACGCGAGAAGUGACCACAAUAAUGUUCAUCAUGAAAGACUCGAUAGAAAGUCACGUUAUCAAUGUACAGGAUCGGAAAAAGCACCUCGGAGACCUUUUGCUUUCGCAAAGCCGGGGCGGCGCAGAAGUGAACCGCGCUCGGUUGCAACAUCUACGGAGUUUACUGAAUUGACCCAUUGCAUUUCCGGGGGAUAUAUAGGGCAUAUCAUUGGGACGGUAUUAGCGAGUUGGGCUCAUAGUUAUGGUUUAUGAUCUUGUUCUUUUUGUUUGUUUAUAGAGAUACCCUGCAUACCCUGCAUGUUAUAUCUUGGCGCCUGUUCGAGUGUUCCAAAGCCGCAGUUCUAGAAUAACCGUCACACAUCAAUCUCAAUCCUUCAGCCC